AUGUCGAAGAUCAGCGUCAAGACCACGUUCGAAGCCUCUCAAACGAUCCGCCCCAUUUACACCGGCGGAAGUCUCGCACUCGAUGCAAGCGGGCGGCUGUUGGCGUCUUGCGUGGGGGAAGAUGUACUGCUUACCGAUUUGGAGACAGGGAAGCAGCUUGCGAGCAUAGAAGGGGACGGUGAACCUAUAACUAGCAUUUCGAUAACACGGUCCGCUUCCCACUUGGCAAUAUGUUCUCGAUCGCUAGCUAUGCGGAUAUUCUCCCUUACCAAAUCUCAAGACUCUAAGUUUUUGCGACCUGAACUCCUCCGGUCCCUUAAACCGCACACUUCGCCUGUGGUGACGACCGCGAUCGAUAAUACCGGAUCACUUCUAGCCACAGGUAGUGCGGACGGCUCCAUCAAGAUCUGGGAUAUCAAGAGGGGCUAUGCAACACACACUUUCCACGGCCACGGCGGCGUUAUCUCUGCACUAUGCUUUUUUGAAGCUUCUGGCAUAAAUGAAGGCAAUCGCAAGAGCGGAAAAAAGCGAAAGAGUAAACAAGCCAAUCCGAGCCCUGAUUUUAUUCCGUUGGAGGAGCCGGCACAACACGAGGAGGUAGCGGCAGGAUUCCGGCUUGCGUCAGGAAGUGAGGAUGGAAAGAUCCGAGUGUGGGAUCUCUUGAAGAGGAAGUCUAUUGCUUCCCUUGAGUCGCAUGUUUCCGUCGUGCGCGGGCUAUCGUUUUCUGCAUCUCUAAACUCAUUAUUGUCCGCGAGCAGGGAUAAAACUAUUAUAACUUGGGAUGCUGACACGUGGGAAAUCCAAAGGAUCACCCCGGUUCUCGAGAGCGUUGAAGCUGCUGGUUUCGUUGAGGGCUCGCUAUGCUAUACUGGCGGAGAGAAUGGUCGGCUUAGAAUAUGGGAUACCAGCAGGGGCAGUGAAGUAACCCAAGACCAAGAAGCAACCUCCGAACAAGAAGGGAUUGUUGCGGUGGAAUAUUAUUCUAGGUUGCCUUUCAUUUUAACCGUACACGUUGACCAGACACUGAAACUACAUUCUGUCGACACGAUAUCUACCUUCACUCCAGGAAGUAAGAUCGAGCCGCUCCCUGUCAUUCGCAACAUUGCUGGAAACGACGAUGAGGUUAUUGAUUUGGCCUGUGUUGGUCGAGACGCAUCUCUACUCGCAAUGGCGACUAAUUCCGAAUAUGUACGAAUCGUCUCCACAACCUCGAUAGGAGGGCAAAAUUACUUUGGUGCCGACAUUGCUCGACUUGAAGGCCACGACGAUAUCGUCAUCUGUAUUGAUGUCGACUGGUCUGGGCAUUGGCUUGCCACUGGAGCCAAAGACAACUCGGCGAAGCUAUGGCGCAUUGAUCCUGCUACUAAUUCCUAUACUUGUUUCGCGACUUUCACAGGCCACGCCGAGUCAUUGGGCGCCGUUGCGCUUUCUCGAUCUCCGCCCCCAGCCGAUUCUCCAGGGUUCAAAAGCCCCCUUGACCAUCCUCCUGCGUUUUUGAUCACCGGUUCUCAAGAUCGCACGAUCAAGAGAUGGGAUACCGGCAAACUAACAAGGCCGUCUCACCCAAAAGCGGUUUAUACGAGAAAGGCGCAUGAUAAAGACAUCAAUGCACUUGAUGUUAACCAUAACGGCACACUUUUUGCGUCUGCGUCUCAAGAUCGCACAGCCAAAAUCUGGUCAUUUGAGGAUGGAUCCGUUCAAGGGAUCCUCCGUGGCCACAAAAGGGGCGUAUGGUCAAUCCGCUUUGCACCCACGGGCACACCUCCUAUUAACGCCAAAUCUGGCUCAACCACUAGCCGAGGGCUUGUUGCCACUGGCUCUGGGGAUAAAACGAUCAAACUAUGGAGCCUUUCGGAUUAUAGCUGCUUGCUCACAUUUGAGGGACAUUCUAAUAGCGUACUCAAGGUGAUCUGGCUAUCACCUCCGCGCAUAGCAAGCGCCGAUGAAGACAUUUCUUCGCGUGGUGCGGCGCAAAUCCACCCGCUUGUAGCAUCGGCUGCUGGUGACGGCCUGGUUAAAAUCUGGUCGCCUUAUACAGGAGAGGUGGAAACGACUCUAGAUAACCAUACGGAUCGUGUCUGGGCUCUAGCAACUCCAUUCCCACCUUCCGCAAGCUCCAAUCGCCCCUUGUCAAACGAGCCGCAACCUAGUUUCUCACUGAUUUCUGGUGCGGCAGACUCGACAGUAACGUUUUGGAAAGACACAACCUCUACCACGCUGUCUUCAGCGGUAUCUGCAAACGCUGCGCGUAUAGAGCAAGACCAACAACUACAGAAUUAUAUUCAUGUCGGUGCUUACCGUGAAGCCAUAACUCUCGCGCUCCAGUUGAACCAUCCCGCUCGACUUUUGUCUCUGUUCACUACCGCGAUGGACACUGAACAAUCCUCUUCUUCUCCGACUCUGACUGGAAACCCAGACAUUGAUGCUGUUAUUCAGUCGCUUUCUCUAGAUCACCUAUAUCUUCUCCUCCUUCGCAUUAGAGACUGGAAUACCAACGCGCGCACAUCACGAAUAUCGCAGCGUCUUCUCUAUGCCCUUUUCAAAUUUUAUCCACCAUCUACUUUUAUGGAAUUGGCUUCCCGACCUAACCCGUCACCCACGCGUACAAAGGGCGGCCAGGAUGCGGAGAUAAAGGAUAUUCUCCAUGCACUAACGGCCUACACAGAAAGGCAUUAUAAACGUGUUGAAGAACUGGUUGAUGAAAGCUAUCUCGUUGAAUGGGUGCUUGGGGAAAUGGAAGGCAUGGAGAUGGAUCUCGAUAUGGCAGAUGGUGACCAGAAUGAUGAUGCACUCAGGAAUGAUGUGAUCAUGGUUGGCUCUUAA
This is a messenger RNA of Uncinocarpus reesii 1704, 2823 nucleotides long. RefSeq lists its product as uncharacterized. Gene Ontology annotation, molecular function: U3 snoRNA binding; protein binding. Lineage: Eukaryota; Fungi; Ascomycota; Eurotiomycetes; Onygenales; Onygenaceae. The coding region runs from base 1 to 2823 and encodes 940 amino acids. The record is from RefSeq and is a predicted model, not a curated record. The transcript has 3 exons. Gene Ontology annotation, cellular component: 90S preribosome; nucleolus; small-subunit processome. Gene Ontology annotation, biological process: endonucleolytic cleavage to generate mature 5'-end of SSU-rRNA from (SSU-rRNA, 5.8S rRNA, LSU-rRNA); endonucleolytic cleavage in 5'-ETS of tricistronic rRNA transcript (SSU-rRNA, 5.8S rRNA, LSU-rRNA).